Labrus mixtus (cuckoo wrasse) is the source of this 9946-nucleotide messenger RNA. It is a transcript of the gene grik5, whose product is annotated as glutamate receptor, ionotropic, kainate 5. NCBI's taxonomy places the organism in Eukaryota, Metazoa, Chordata, Actinopteri, Labriformes, Labridae. Gene Ontology annotation, biological process: monoatomic ion transport; modulation of chemical synaptic transmission; synaptic transmission, glutamatergic. The transcript has 22 exons. Bases 2564 to 5767 code for a protein of 1067 amino acids. Gene Ontology annotation, cellular component: postsynaptic membrane; kainate selective glutamate receptor complex; plasma membrane. The record is from RefSeq and is a predicted model, not a curated record. Gene Ontology annotation, molecular function: kainate selective glutamate receptor activity; transmitter-gated monoatomic ion channel activity involved in regulation of postsynaptic membrane potential.
GGGAAGAGAGAGAGAGAGGCAGAGAGGGGAGGGGGACUAAGUGAAUGCAGUUUGCCGUCGCGUGUCGCCGACUCACAGCAAAGUCUACAGACAGGCAGGAGGACAGAUUGGACCUGAAUCAACAAAUGGAUACAGAAAAACUGGAAUUACACUGGAUAUGAGGAGAAAAUAAGGGAGGACGAAGAGUCAGCCUUCAUCUCUUUUUAUCUCUGCAUCAGAUAGCGCUGUGAGGAACCCACAGGGAGGCAGAGGAACACAGCGGACAACUCAUUUCUCUCUAACAUCCUUGGAAGCCGAGGAGGAGCUAGAAUACAGCCAGAUUGGAUUUAAUAUAUGCUUUUGCCGCUGUGUGUGUGCGUGUAUCGGUAGUGUGUGAGAAUGUGUGUGUGAGCUGAUAAUAGCAGCCCCAUUUGUAUUCAGUGGAGGGAGCUCCAGGAUCUCGCUGCGCCUUUCCCCAGGAUGGGAUCACAGAGCAGGGAUUGUGCUCGCCUGUGGAAUGCCCUGCUGAAAUGGAUCUGAAGCCUCACAGAGAUGGACACCAAAAUGGACAGCAUGGAUGCCAGUAGAGACCCUGCGGCAACGAGCUUUCUAGACCUGACUGCCUUCGACUUUGUCAGCCAUCAGCCUGAACCAUCCCAGCAAGGACUGAAGCUGGACAAGCUUGACUGAGAUCCUGAGAGCUCGAAACAGAGUCGACAGAAAAAGGAGUCAAAUUAAAAUCCAGUCCACCUGUUGAGAGCAUCAGUAAAAAGCUUCUUGGACUUCAUCUGAAAUGAAAUGAGCUGCAGUGAUGCUUGAGAAAUGGUAUGGAGCUUUUGGACAUGUCCGGAUUUAUCGCCUGGAUAUCCUAUCGAGAUUACGACACUUUAGUGCACACUUUAGAGCUGGGCCUCUUUUCCAGAUUGGCUUGUGGGCCAAAGCAAGUAAUUGAAAAUCCCCCCUUGAAACGCUCUUUCUUCUGAUUUUUUGUGAGGGAGGACGUUUUUUUUCUAAGGAAGCAAUUUUUUAAAAAACCCACUCCAUAUCCCACAUUUUCCCCCAUCUUUUUUUUUUUCACCAUUUUCUCUCACGUUGUGGAGUAAUACAUUAUGAAGCAUCGCCCUUCCUUUUCAUCCCCCCUUGGUGACAGAGAGACAGGAGGGACAGACUGUCCAGAAUAGAUAACGAACAAGGAGACUGACACACAGGAGAGGAAAUAGAGGGAAACAGGUAGAGAAGAGAAAUAAGAAGACAGAUAAGGGAAAUAAAAAAUAAAAUUUACUGGGGUUGUUAGUAAUCCUUUUGGAGACUUUCCGAUUCGUCUCUACCGUGUUGGAGGCUAGUUAGCGCAAUGGGCAGGGGAGGGGUCAGGAUUUACACUAGGGGGGGCACUUGAGCAGGAGAGUAGGCUUAUGUCCCCCCUGCACCCACCUAAUUUGAAUCUUAGUGUUUGGCAGGAAGACAGACUGAAAGAUGUCCUGGUAAACAGACAGCUAUACCGAAUGACAGACAAGCUCUGAGGCUAGAGAGAGAGACAGGAAGAGAGGAAGACAGGUACACAGCCUUUUCCAAGUGUCAGGCAGAGAGCCAGGCAGACAUCCAGUGCAGGCACAGUAGACAGCGUGCAAUUCAUUGUCAUUCUUUGCUGCCUGCAAGGGAGAGACAGAGAGAAGUAAAGAAAGCAGAGACAGGAAGGACAAGAGGAGCAUCCCUGUGUUUGUAGCUUGUGGAGGAUCUCACUUCAUCUGCAUCCACCUCAGUCAAGAGCCCAUGCUCUGAAAAAAGAAAAACAGGCAGUGAGGGAGGGGGCUGUUACUAGAAAGGAAAGACAGGUUGGAGAGAGAGAGUGAGGGAGGAAGAGAAACAGAGGGAGCGAGCAGGUGUCGGAAAUCCUCCCCUUCAUCUGCUUGUCAUUUACUCCUUUAUGUUCUCUCGUCGUCUGGCGAAGUGAUUGGUUUUCUGAUGCUGGCGUUCCUCUGCACAUAGCCCCCACAUCACCACCACCACCACCGCCAGCACCACUGCUACACCCGCCCCCCCCCCCCCCCCCCAACCCUCCACAAUCCUGAGGAGCUGGGCAGACAGAGGGAAAGCAGUAAAAGACAGAAUAAAAGGAAAGGUGGAGCACUGUUGUGAUUGACUAAUUUUUCACCCCAUUUCUUUUCUUAUUUGUCAAGGAGGGCUCUUGUUAUUUCUUCACUUCUUCUCAGAGAAGAAAAACACAGUCCAAUCAAUCCCUCAUUCUCUUUGUAGACAGAGUUGAACCUCUCCUUUCAUCAAGUGUUGAUUUUUCUUGCCUUGUCCUAAAGGGAUUAUUUCCUCCAUCUCAGUAUAAACACUGGAAUCCUUCAGAUUCCCUCCAUAUGUCCUUAGCCCCCAAAUGACACAGUGUGGACCCCUCUGAUUCCCCCUUGGCAUCCCCCACCCUCAACUGAAGUGCUGAAACCCUUUGGUCUCACAUCUCAAUGCCUGUGUUGACUCACCACUACAGCGAUAAUAUGGCACAACGCUUCUGAUAACGUCUGAUUCAUUCUGUGGUGGUACAGGCAGCCAGCAGACCGUUCUCCAUGAGGAGCAGUAGAAGAUGCCGGCUCUGCCAGCACUGCUGCUGUCAAUACGCUUCCUCUCUUUCCUGCUAGUCACCAUGCCGCCAUACUCCCUCUGUCAGGCCCCCUUGCUCUCCUCCGUCCGCAUGGCGGCGAUCCUGGACGACCAGUCUGUGUGUGGGCGCGGGGAGCGGCUUGCGCUGGCUCUGGCCAGGGAGAACAUCAACAGCGUGAUGGAGGGUCCGGCCCGAGCCCGAGUGGAGGUGGACAUAUACGAGCUGCAGAAAGACUCCCAGUAUGACACGACUGACACCAUGUGUCAGAUUCUACCCAAAGGCGUCGUCUCUGUGAUAGGUCCCGCCUCCAGCCCCGCCUCUGGCUCUACUGUCAGUCAUAUAUGUGGCGAGAAGGAGAUCCCUCAUGUAAAGAUCGGUCCGGAGGAGACUCCCCGCCUGCCAUACCUGCGCUUCGCCUCUGUCACUCUGUACCCUAGCAACGAGGACCUGAGCCUGGCCAUAGGAGCCAUCUUGCGCUCGUUCAGUUACCCCUCUGCCAGCCUCGUCUGUGCCAAGGCUGAAUGCCUGCUGAGAUUGGAGGAACUGGUGCGCCGCUUUCUCAUCUCCCGGGAGACGUUGUCAAUCAGGAUGCUCGAUGACAACCUGGACCCUACCCCGCUGCUGAAGGAGAUCCGUGACGACAAAGUGGCCACCAUCAUCAUUGAUGCCAAUGCGUCUGUCUCCUAUCUCAUCCUAAAGAAGGCGUCAGAGCUUGGGAUGACAUCAGCAUUUUACAAGUACAUCCUCACCACAAUGGACUUCCCGCUACUGAGACUGGAUGACAUCGUAGAUGAGCAGUCCAACAUUGUGGGUUUCUCCAUGUUCAACACCACCCAUCCCUUCUAUUUGGAGUUCAUCAGGAGCCUCAACCUCUCGUGGAGGGAGGGCUGUGACCUAACGUACCCCGGCCCCGCGCUCUCGUCUGCACUGAUGUUUGAUGCGGUGCAUGUGGUGGUGGGGGCGGUGAGGGAAUUGAACCGCAGUCAGGAAAUCGGAGUGAAGCCGCUCAGCUGCACAUCACCUCAGAUCUGGCAGCACGGGACCAGUCUUAUGAACUACCUGCGCAUGGUGGAGUAUGAUGGUCUGACCGGCCGUGUGGAGUUCAACAGCAAAGGUCAGAGGACCAACUACACCAUGAGGAUCCUAGAGAAGCACAGAGGAGGUCACAAAGAGAUCGGGAUCUGGUACUCUAACAACACCCUUGCAAUGAACUCCACCAGUCUGGAUAUCAAUGUGUCAGAGACGCUGGCAAACAAGACCCUCAUUGUCACCACCAUACUGGAGAACCCGUAUGUGAUGCGCAGAGACAACUACCAGGACUUCCAGGGCAAUGACCAGUACGAGGGUUUCUGUGUUGACAUGCUAAGGGAGCUGGCAGACACCUUAAAAUUCUCCUUCAAGAUCAAGCUGGUGGAUGAUGGGCUGUAUGGUGCUCCAGAGCCCAACGGCUCUUGGACUGGAAUGGUUGGAGAGCUUAUCAACAGGAAAGCAGACCUGGCCGUGGCAGGCUUCACCAUCACGUCGGAGAGAGAGAAAGUUAUCGACUUCUCUAAGCCGUUCAUGACCCUAGGGAUCAGCAUCUUGUACAGAGUUCAACUGGGUCGGAAGCCAGGCUACUUCUCCUUCCUUGAUCCUUUCUCUCCAGCUGUCUGGCUCUUCAUGCUGCUCGCCUACCUGGCUGUCAGCUGCGUGCUCUUCCUGGCUGCAAGGCUGAGCCCCUACGAGUGGUACAACCCUCACCCGUGUCUGCGAGAACGCAGGGACAUGUUGGAGAACCAGUACACCCUGGGAAACAGCCUGUGGUUCCCUGUGGGAGGUUUCAUGCAGCAGGGAUCAGAGAUUAUGCCCAGAGCUCUGUCCACCAGAUGUGUUAGUGGAGUGUGGUGGGCUUUCACCCUGAUCAUCAUCUCCUCCUACACGGCCAACCUAGCAGCCUUCCUGACUGUGCAGAGGAUGGAGGUCCCCAUCGAGUCUCCUGACGACUUGGCUGACCAGACCAACAUUGAGUAUGGCACCAUCCAUGGAGGGAGCACCAUGACCUUCUUCAUGAACUCGAGAUACCAGAUCUACCAGCGCAUGUGGAACUACAUGAACUCCAAGCAGCCCAGUGUCUUUGUAAAAAGCACAGAGGAGGGCAUCGCCCGUGUGGUCAACUCCAAGUACGCCUUCCUGAUGGAGAGCACCAUGAACGAGUACCACCGCGGCCUCAACUGCAAUCUCACGAAGAUCGGUGGCCUGCUGGACACAAAGGGCUACGGCAUCGGCAUGCCACUGGGGUCUCCGUUCAGAGAUGAGAUCACACUGGCCAUCCUCCAGCUGCAGGAGAAUAACAGGCUGGAGAUACUGAAGAGGAGGUGGUGGGAGGGAGGCCAAUGUCCCAAAGAGGAGGACCACCGUGCCAAGGGUCUUGGCAUGGAGAACAUUGGGGGCAUCUUUGUGGUGCUGAUCUGUGGCCUCAUCAUUGCCGUGUUCGUGGCCAUAAUGGAGUUUGUGUGGUCGACACGCCGCUCGGCAGAGACAGAUGAGGUAUGCCCUCAUACCUGCCCUCGCCGACCCCACAGACACACCCCAGUGUCUGUCUGUCGGGAAAUGAUCACAGAGUUUCGAAACGCCGUCUCCUGUAAGAAGAGCUCCCGUAUGCGCCGCCGUCGGCCCCUCAGCAGCUCGGCAGCCCUGCGCCACCCUACACGCAUAUCUCUAGGGGCCCCCCGACCUCUGCGUCUGGUCCGGGAGAUGCGCCUCAGCAACGGGAAACUCUACAGUGGAGUUGGAGGUGGAGGAGGUGGGGCAGGAGGGACAAGCCCUUCUGAUCUGGGACCUGGGCCUCAGCGGAUCCUGGAAGAUCCCCUGGGUGCCAACACCACUCCUCCUCCACCAGCCCCGACCCCUGUAAUGCUGCCGGCUCGCAGCUGCACCCACGUUCGGAUCUGCCAGGAGUGCCGGAGGAUCCAGAACCUGAGGUCAGGGACAAGUUUAGGAUCAACCACAACCAGAAUACCACCUUCAUCAGCACCUCUGCCCAGGCUACCCCCUCCCCCUCCUCAAUCCUCAUCCAACACAGACAGUGAGGGCGGAGGGGGGCCCAGCCCAAGACGGCACCACCACAGCCCUCCUCCUCAUACACCUCGGCCCAUUCCACCGCCACAGAACAGCAACACCACAGACCUGCUAGGAGAGCAGGACUGAGACGCAGUGGGCGGGGUGAGUGUGACUGGGGAUGAGGUGGCGGAUGAAUAUUUGUGCUGAUGAGAGAAACUCUGCUCAAAGAGGGAGAGGAGGGGGGAAUAAAACUAAACUCUGCAAGCUGAUAGAAAAUGAGACGACCUUUAAAAGGGGAAUAAACAGGAAAAACUGUUAACCUUUCUCAUGAUGAGCCUGAGGCCGACAGAACCAGAACUGGCUACAAGCAGGCUGUGAGACGGUCGUCAGUAAAUCUUCUAAAAUCGACUCAGAGCAACAGUUAAGUUUGGACAAAUCUGAGUGAAAACACAUGACCAGGUGAUGGUUUCAGCUUGCCUCCUUUCUCUCCUAACUCCCCCCUCUCACUUCACCUUUAGAUUUGAGGGUGCUGGUUUUCUUCCACAGUCACGCCCCUGGAAAAUAACUACCGCCUCUAGUAAAGUGAAGCCUUGAUGGAGGACAUACUGUAUCUGUAUGUGAUUUAAAACUAAGCAACUAAAAGACUUCCAGAGAAAUAUUUCCUGUUGUUUUUUUUCUUUUGUUGUCUUUUUCUUGUUUUGUUACCAUUGUUCAAAGUGGGAAUUUCAGAGUUAAAUACAGACUAUGUGUGACAGUAUGGUGGAUUAUAACAUACUAAGAAACAUGACUGUGCUUUGUGCCCCUCCCUGUGCCCCAUGGCUGCUUUUUGGAUGCUAUCAGAAAGGAUGGAUGAACAACUUUAAGGCUAAAUGAUGCAAAUAGUAGCAGAGGAAACUGUCAGUCUACCUAUCUUUACACUAUGUGUGUGUUUGUAAAAAUGUUUACUUCCUGUAGGUCUGUCUGUUACGACUCAAAAUGAGGAGGAACAUGUACCCAGCAACAGCACCCGACUACAAAUUAGACCGCCACAAAAAGAGGAAUGAGAGAGAGACAGAAACAGAGUUAGAGAGCACGAGGCUUUGAAAUGUGAAAUUAAUGUCCCUCGUUAUCCUGGUAACGCUUGCCAAGCCUUUACUUCUUUUUCACCUCUGUUCACACAGCCCAAAAGAGAUAGAGACCGGGUGAGGCAGAGACAGAGAGGCAAGAUAGAGAGAAACAGAAAGAGAGUAGAUAGGAGGAAUCAGAGAGUGAAAAGGACACUACUGAAUCUGAAUGAGAAAUCCCUAACUGAACUACUUCCAUUAUUAGAUCUGUCCUGAUCUGUUAAUUCUGGGCAUCUUUUAAGGGGCUUGUUAAUGCGCCAGUGGGCUGUAGCUGCAGCGUCUUCUCUUUCCUCUGUUUAACACACAGACUUGGCCGUCCACAGCACAGACUCCUGCCAGAGUGAUAGACUCAACAUAGCCUUGUCAAUACUGUCUCGAGCUUUUGAUCGCCUAAUUACUCCCCUCGGUGGCUGGGGACUCAUUCAGGAGGGGGGACUGAACACAGGGAAACAUGCUGAUAAAUAGAUUUAAAAGAAAUGCAGGUUUUUUCACUCUGACUGGGAAGCAAAGCUGGUCUCUUUUAAUUAUGCUGUUAAAGUUACAGCACUAACUCUGUCUGAAACUAAAACAAUCUAAAUGCUACAGUAUAUUAGCCACGGUGCUUAAAGGGAAUACACUGGUGGAUUUGUGGAUUUUAGCCCUUAAGCUUCAAAUUGUGUACACUUUAAUUGUUGAUGAAAAUUCAACGCAUACCACACGUUUAUCCACAGACUUCAAAUCCCCCAUAGCGACUGCUUUUACAACAUGAUAGACACAUUUGGUUCAGGUAUCAGGUCCAUCAAAAGGCACAUUAGGGGGCGCUGGUAGUCUAGUUCUUACUGCGCACGCCCCAUGUACUGUACAGAGGAAAUCCUCCUCUGACCUGUGGCUCCUUUCCCCACACUCUCUCUCUCUUGCUCUCUCUCGCUCUCUCUCGCUCUCUCUCUUUCUCUCUCUCUUGCUCUCUCUCUCUCGCUCUCUCUCUCUCUCUCUCUCUCUCUCUUUCCCUGUCUGAUUUGUGACUCUAAUCAAUGUCCUGUCCCUGAAUUAAGGCAUAAAAAGCCCAAAAAUAAAUCUUAAAAAAAAAAAAAGCACAUAACAGGAUCAAGAUAUAUUGUAUAUCUCUGAACUUUAGUAAAAGCAGUGAACCAAAAUAAGGAUAGAUUUGUGACUAAUAAGUAGCUAAAGCUUCAUAUUCUUCUUUGCUAUCAACCUCCAUAGUUUCACGUAAAUUAGUUAAAUCAUUGCACUGGUCAAACAUUUGUGUUUCAUAUGAAAACUACAGUGCCUAGCUGUUUAAAAAACAAUCAAUGUAAGACAGUGUAUGUGUCUCCAACUGGCGAGAGUCAGGGACCAAAUGAGCUGUUGGCUAGUAAAAGGCUGGGGAAGAACUGAGACGAACUUACACACUGACAUUGAUUUUAAUGGAUUUGUCGACUAUAAAAAAGUAUCACCAGCCUUAUCCUGUCAGCUUUAUUUAGACACCAUUGCCCUCCCAUUAUUGCUCAUUUGUAGGCAGAUCAAUCAUCGUAUUAAUCCAAAUGGUAUUAAGCUCUUGGCCUCAUUGACUUUCAGGACUCUACAUAAAACAGAUUAGAUCACUAUCGAUCCAAACAGUGAGCUGCAAUCAACUUAUUUACACAAAGUCAUGACAAAUAGCAGGUGUCGAAUCAGGCUACUACAGCAUGAGCCUUACAAACACCUCCCCGGUGGAGCUUUUAUAUGAGGGCGCUGCUUUCUGUUUGGUGAACGUCCCCCUAUCAGAAAGUGUCAAACAGUAUCAGCAGUGUUAUGUCUCCUGACACUUUCUACAAUAGUCUAUAAUCCUUCAUGUUAUGUUUAUUUCUAUUUGACAUCAUUAUCAACUGCUGUAUUAGCAUUUUCUGCACCGCAGGUCACUGACUCAUCAGUGUCUCAGUGUUCAUUCAAUCAGUUACCUAAUCACUUCCUAAAAUAUGCACUGUGGAGUGACUCACUACUCACUGAACAAGAAGAGGUUAUAUAUUCACACCCUUAGCUACAGUGCAGUAAGUGUACUUCUACUUAAGUUGGGGGUGUUCAGGGAAAAGCUAACAUCAAUAUUCAAAGCGUAAAUAUUACAUUUUCAAUGCAACCGAUCUGUGAAAUCCCGCAAUCCUUUUCAGUGUCACGAGUUUUAAUGACUGUGGUGGUUUUUAACACUUGGGUCAGUUUUUUUCCACCUCUUGCACACGUUUUUCUUCUCUUAUCACUGAUAGUUUCGAAUGCCAGUUCCCCAUUUUUUCUCUCUCUCUGAUAACCUCUUGACAUUCAUGAGUGUCCUCCAAAACACGCUGAGGAAUUAUUGCAGCACUGUCGACUUGAUCCCUCACUGGCUUCUCAUCCAUUUACAUUCAGCAGUUAUACAAAGUAUGAGAGGAAACAUACAAAACCACCAGUUCAGUCCUUUUUUAAGUCAAAGUGUGAAAUUAUGUAUUUCUUAGCUGUGGAACACAUUUGUUGAAACUCUAACUUUAUCCAGCUCUUUCUGUCUUGACUUGUUGCGUCUCUUUCUCUCCGUUAUUUCUUCCUUUUGUGUUAGAAUGAUGACAAAACAACAGCUGUCAAACACUUUUCCAGAAUAAGUCACUGCACAGACACAAGCUCAUUAACAAAGACACACGACUAAUUGGAUUCUGAUUUUCAUUUCUUCUCUAAAGACUACACAUUCACUGUUUGUUUUGUUGUUUUCAAAUUUGUCUUCAGAGUCCUUCUUCCAUGUCUUUUUUUUUACAUGUAAAAAUUAAAAAACUUUUUUUUUAUUUGUGACAGUACCACGGAGCCAAAAGGUGGCUAUCAACUAAACCAUCAGCUGAAAUUAGCUGCAAAGCAUUAUCGAAGGGAGCCAAAGAGAAGCCAAAAUAUCAGCUGUGUGGAUAGGAAAGGGAAGGGAGGGUCACAAAACAAAUCAGACGGGGUGUCUGAACGUCACUCCGCAAAACAAACCUUUUAUGUUUACUUUUAUGUUCUUUUCUUUGGUAUUUUUUCAUAUUUCUAUACUAGUGCUAAAUGGAUUAUUAAAACUGAUGAUGAAUAUUAUGAUUAAAUUGUUGUUAUUAUUCCUAUUGAAGAGCAAGAGGUUCUAUAGUCUAACUGUGGUGUGGUGACGGGUGGGAGUGGGAGGUGCUGGGAUGAAGGUGCAAUGAUGUUCUUCAGAGAGACUGCCCUGUUGUUCAAACCUAUAGACACACAGACUACUUUUGGAAUAAAAAACAUUCAAACAGUC